This is a messenger RNA of Naumovozyma castellii, 1290 nucleotides long. RefSeq names its product Ca(2+)-dependent cysteine protease MCA1 (gene MCA1). The transcript has a single exon. Bases 1 to 1290 code for a protein of 429 amino acids. The record is from RefSeq and is a predicted model, not a curated record. Lineage: Eukaryota; Fungi; Ascomycota; Saccharomycetes; Saccharomycetales; Saccharomycetaceae.
AUGUAUCCAGGACAAGGCCAAUACACCUACAAUAACGCAAAUAACAACAGUUAUCCCCGUCCAAACGGUGCUCCUCCACCACAAGGGACACAGUACAAUGGAUCCACCACCAACGGUUACUCACGACCAGCUGCUCCCAUACCACCCACCCAAGGACAAGGGUACAUGCCACCGCAGGGUCCCCCACCAGCUUACCGUCAAGAGCAGUCUAAUAAUUUUUCUAGGCCAGCAGCAACGGCACCGUUACAACAACAACAAUAUCAAGGCUACAACAAUGCACCAACAAAUUAUGUUCAACCUCAAAACAUUUCUCUGCCACCUCAACAAAGUCAAACAUUCCAAUUAGAAAACCAUGCUACUCAGCAUUCAUUCAGUUAUUCUCAAUGUACAGGUAAACGUAAGGCUUUACUAAUCGGUAUUAACUAUAUCGGUUCUCAGAAUGCAUUAAGAGGUUGUAUCAAUGAUGCUCAUAACAUUUUUAAUUUUCUUUCCACUAGAUAUGGAUAUUCUACUGAUGAUAUUGUUAUCCUGACUGAUGACCAAACGGAUAUGGUCAGGGUUCCCACAAGAGCUAAUAUCAUUAGGGCUAUGCAAUGGUUGGUGAGGGAUGCACAACCCAAUGAUUCAUUGUUCUUCCAUUAUUCUGGUCAUGGUGGCCAAGUUAAGGAUCUAGAUGGUGAUGAAGAGGAUGGGAUGGAUGAUGUUAUUUAUCCAGUAGAUUUCCAGUCUGCAGGUCCCCUCAUUGACGAUGAUAUGCAUGAUAUUAUGGUGAAGCCUUUAAGAGAAGGUGUCAGACUAACGGCAUUAUUUGAUUCAUGUCAUUCAGGAACUGUGUUGGACUUGCCAUAUACAUACUCCACAAAAGGUGUCAUAAAGGAACCGAAUAUGUGGAAGGAUGUUGGUGGUGAAGGUUUACAAGCCGCAAUGGCAUAUGCUACCGGUAAUAGAGGUGCGUUAAUGCAGUCGAUAGGAUCUAUGUUUUCCACUGUGAAGAAUUCUUAUGGGAAUAACACUGAUCGUGAAAAGAUUAAGCAAAUUAAAUUCUCUCCUGCAGAUAUAAUUAUGCUUUCUGGAUCCAAGGAUAAUCAAACUUCUGCAGAUGCUGUUGAACAAGGUCAAAAUACAGGAGCCAUGUCAUACACCUUUAUUAAAGUCUUAGGUUCACAACCACAGCAAACAUACCUUUCCUUGUUACAAAAUAUGAGACAAGAAUUAGCUGCAAAAUAUUCACAAAAGCCACAAUUAUCUGCAUCGCAUCCAAUUGAUGUAAACUUACAAUUCAUUCUGUAA